AUGGACUACUCGUAUCUGAACCAGGCCGCGGCCGCGGCCGCGGCCGGCUUCGAGGCGUCUAGCUGCGCCCUGGCCGCCGGCGAGAUGCAAUGCAGCUACGGCGACCUGAGCUCCUGCUCGCAGAUGAGCCAGGCAGCUUACCGCUACACCGCGGCACGGGCCGCCGGUUAUCCCGGUAACGCGGCCGCCGCCGCCGCCGGCGCCGCGGCCGGCGGCACGCCGCUUACGGCCCAUCAUACCGCGCACUCCCACACCCACGCGCACCACGGGGCCCACUCGACCCCGUGUUCCGUAAUGGCCGCCAGGUCCCAGGAAGUUCACCGGCAUGCCGCCUCCAUCUUCCCGUCGGCCAUCAAUCUUCAGAGUGGUUUGGGAUAUAAGGCUUAUUCAGGACAUGAUGGUCUCGCGGAGAAGAGAAAACAACGUCGGAUACGAACAACAUUUACGUCAGCUCAACUGAAAGAACUAGAACGUGCAUUCCAGGAGACGCAUUACCCAGACAUCUACACCAGAGAAGAAAUUGCUAUGAAGAUCGAUCUGACGGAAGCCAGAGUACAAGUAUGGUUCCAGAAUCGGCGCGCAAAGUUUCGCAAGCAAGAAAGACUGGCCCAACAAAAGUCCACGUCGCAGAGUGGCAUCGGAGCCGACAGCGGCGCGUCCAGCCCCGUGACCGGCACCGUGAAGGCGGAGGGACGCUCGCCGAGGAGUCCGGCGACGCCGCCCGGUAGUUCGAACAGCGUGCUGUCGUCGAACGAGAUCAAGCCGAUCGCCAACCAGAGCCUGGUGAACGUGAAACACACCGCGGACGGCACCGGCGACGGCGGCUCGCCCAACGCGCGCGGAAGCAGCGGCGGCGGGAGCGGUAGCGGCACCUGGGGCUCCUGCAGUCCCAGGCCCUUCUCGGCGGCCCUGCCGCCCUACCUGCUGGACCCGCUGCCUUUGAAGACCGCGAAUCUCUAUUAAAGCCAUCUCUCCUCGGCCUGGCCGUGUGUAAAUACAGAAAGCCCAGAUUUUUCUCUCCCGGGCCCCGGUUUCCCGCACGCGAAUUGAUCGGCAUAGUUGAACCGUACGCGCACGGUAUCCUCGAGAAUUCGAGGGACCUCGAUAGGAGGAACCGCGCCGUACAUAUUUUUGACAAUGAUACUUUAGACAGUCGGGAAAACGGGCAGCAGACGGAUCGCUCGCUUGAAGGCAGCGUCUGUUGAGAUACGUUUCGAGCUUUGUACGCACGCGAGACAGAGUGUCAUUCGGAUGACGCCAAUCGAGACACUAGAAUCAAGGUCGAGGUAAAUAUCAUUUAGUAAAUUUUGGUAUUACUGUACAAAGAAUGCUUAGAAAGAAGCCAAUUGGAUACUGUCCUCUUUAAUUUUACGGAGAAGAAAUAAUUCUUGACACAUCAAAUUUCAAAGAGUUGUAGAAUGUGCUAUAUUUGUUUUGCAUUCCUGUGAUAAGUGUAAAGUGUAGAAA
This is a messenger RNA of Camponotus floridanus (Florida carpenter ant), 1467 nucleotides long. RefSeq names its product paired mesoderm homeobox protein 2A. The record is from RefSeq and is a predicted model, not a curated record. Gene Ontology annotation, molecular function: RNA polymerase II transcription regulatory region sequence-specific DNA binding; DNA-binding transcription factor activity, RNA polymerase II-specific. Gene Ontology annotation, biological process: regulation of transcription by RNA polymerase II. The transcript is spliced from 3 exons. Bases 1 to 963 code for a protein of 320 amino acids. Lineage: Eukaryota; Metazoa; Arthropoda; Insecta; Hymenoptera; Formicidae.